GAAAACCUCACUGCUUUUCAAACCUCUCUCUCACAGUCAUCUUCAUUAUAGACUCGCCGAGUCUUUCCUCCUCUCGUCCUUCCCAAUCCCUAGAACAAACACCCCUCGUGUUCUCUCUUUUUCCAUGGCAGUAUCACCCGUUUGCGUUACCGACACGGCUAGAGCCCUCAGCUGCCGGGACAGCAAGGCGGCUACCCAUCUGAAGCUAAUCUCUGUCCUUAUAAUAUUCUUUACCAGCGUUUUGGGCAUCUCUUCUCCUGUACUCCUAGCUCGAUAUUUUCAUGGCAAGCCUCUUUACGACAAGGCGAUUCUUGUGAUUAAGUGCUUUGCUGCCGGUGUAAUCUUGUCCACCUCUUUGGUUCACGUUCUUCCUGAUGCUUAUGAUGCUCUCUCCGAUUGUCAGGUGGCUUCUAAACAUCCUUGGAAGGACUUCCCUUUUGCGGGAUUGGUUACCUUGAUUGGCGCUUUGCUUGCUUUAUUCGUGGAUUUAACCGCAAGUGCGCAUGUGGAGCAUAGUCAUGGUCAUGGCGGGGAGAUGAAACAGAGUGUGGAGUAUACUCCGGUUGGGACACAGGAGGAAAUUGUGGGAAAGAAGGUGGGAGAAUUGUCCAAAGUUGAAUUGGGUGAGAAAGGAGGGGAGGAAGAUUUGAUGAAGCUAAAGCAGAGAUUGGUUUCACAGGUUUUGGAAAUUGGGAUUAUAUUUCACUCGGUGAUAAUUGGAGUAACUAUGGGUAUGUCACAGAAUCAGUGCACUAUUAGGCCUCUUGUUGCUGCUCUUGCGUUUCACCAGAUCUUCGAAGGGAUGGGCCUCGGUGGCUGCAUUGCUCAGGCAGGAUUUAGCUUUGGAACAGUGGCCUACAUGUGCUUCAUGUUCUCAGUAACAACACCAUUAGGGAUAGUGUUAGGGAUGAUUGUGUUUUCAUUGACAGGGUAUGAUGACAAUAAUCCAAAUGCCUUGAUUAUGGAAGGAUUAUUGGGGUCCCUAUCUUCGGGCAUACUUAUAUACAUGGGUCUUGUUGAUCUCAUAGCUCUUGAUUUUUUCCAUAACAAGUUGAUGAAUUCUACUCCAUGGUUGAAGAAGACAUCUUUCAUUGCUCUAACUGUUGGCUCUACUGCAAUGUCCAUACUUGCCCUCUGGGCUUAGAAGUUUUAGUUUUGUUUCUCUUGAGAUGCAUGUAAUUCAAAAUCAUUGGGCUCGUGUACGUCCAUAAAUAAAAACCUAUACAAGUUCAAACAUUGUUC
Molecule: messenger RNA, 1242 nt
Organism: Manihot esculenta (cassava)
Lineage: Eukaryota; Viridiplantae; Streptophyta; Magnoliopsida; Malpighiales; Euphorbiaceae
Product: zinc transporter 6, chloroplastic
Exons: 2
Coding region: 125-1144 (339 amino acids)
Biological process (GO): zinc ion transmembrane transport
Cellular component (GO): plasma membrane
Molecular function (GO): zinc ion transmembrane transporter activity
Source: RefSeq, a predicted model, not a curated record